AUGCCGAAUAUUUCUUGUUUUGAUUAUUCCAGUUUCUUUCAAGGCCAAAUGAGGAGUUUUAAUAAAUCACCUGGGACAGAAGCCUAUGAGGAAGAUAACAUACAGGAGCGGGAAAAUAAUUCAGAACCGUCCCAUAAUGUGACUCCACUUCUGCCGGACUCAUGGAAACCAUACCGAGGGCUCCGGGCAAAUGUCAAAGAGCUGCUGGUAAUGCUGAGCAGAGGCUUGGGAAGCGUCUGUGGCAUGCGGUGGUAUGGCUUUGCCGCGUUGGGCAUGUUGACAGCCAUCCUAAGUUUUCUCAUGGACCUCAGUGUAGCAAAGCUGCUUCGAGCUCAUCAGUGGCUUUAUAUGAGACUGGAAGGCCACAUUCUGCUGCAGUUUUUCUGCUGGACGCUGUACCCAGCAUGCCUCUGUGCUUUUGCAUCUUCCUUCUCCCAUAACAUCAGUCCCUUCUCCACAGGUUCUGGGAUACCAGAGGUCAGAGCUAUGCUGGCUGGCAUGGAAAUGCCUCAUUACCUUUCUCUGACUAAUAUGUUCGCUAAGUUUCUGGGUCUUAUCUGCACUCUGGCUGCCGGAAGCACAGUUUUCCUCGGCAAAGUUGGGCCAUUUGUGCAUCUUUCCACCAUGAUAGGGGCCUAUUUGGACAAGCUUUGCUGUCUAAUACAGGGCAAUCAGAAGGAGGCAGGGACAGAAAUGUUGGUGGUUGCUGCUGCGGUUGGAGUAGCAAGCUGCUUCGGAGCUCCAGUCAGUGGUGUGUUGUUCAGCGUAGAGGUGAUGAGCUCUCACUUCGCCCUGAGGCAUUACUUCCCAUGUUUCUUCUCUGCUGCCUGUGGGGCUCUGACUUUCCAUUUGUUCUUUGUGUGGAGCGGAGAUGGAGAGACUCUUCAGGCGCUGUUUAAAACCAAUUUCCCCACCUCUUUACCUUUCUUCCCGCUGGAGAUCCUCCUGUUUGCUCUGCUGGGGCUGCUGUGUGGAGCUCUGAGCUGCUGCUACCUCAUUAGCCACAGGUGGAUCCUUAAGUUCACCAAAACCAACCGGUUCUUCUGUCAGAUGCUGACAACAGAGAAGGGUCUGUACUCAGGUCUUAUUGUUUUCUUUCUGGCAUCGCUGACGUUUCCUCUGUCGGCCGGUCAAUACAUGGCUUCUAAGUAUACCACAAAGCAGCUCCUUACUUCCCUUCUGGAAAGCAGACAAUGGAGCUCUCAGUCCCAUAAUGCAUCUGUGCUGCUGGCGUCGCUGGAGUGGAGCUCAUCAGGCACCCCCAUUUUCCUGUCUUUGGCUUUCUUUCUGCUCAUGAAGAUGUGGAUGUUGGUCCUGGCCUGCACGCUGCCUCUGCCAGCCGGAUACUUCAUGCCUGUGUUUGUCAUCGGGGCAGCCGUUGGCCGUUUGCUUGGUGAAGGAGUUGCCUACAUGUCCUCUGGUGGGGAGACUCUGUGGAUAUCAGUGAAUCCUGGAGGUUAUGCUCUAGCAGGUGCAGCUGCCUUCUCUGGUGCUGUAACCCAUACACUGUCUCCAGCCCUCCUGGCUGUAGAGCUGACAGGUCAGUUCAGCCAUGCUGUACCCAUCCUCCUGUCCACUGUGCUGGCCAAUGCCCUGGCACGCUCUGGGAACCGACCGUCCUUCUAUGAUGCCAUCUCUAUCAGUAAGAAGCUUCCAUACCUGCCCUCACUGAAGAAGGCGUGUCACCAACUUUCCUCCAAACCACUCAGGCAGGUUUUAGGAGUGAAAUCAGUGCAGCUUCAGAUAACAGCUGGGCCAGCAGAGGUCCAGGCAGCUGUCAACAGCAGCAGUGAAGCACAAAUCCCUGUGGUGGACUCCCAUGAUUCAAAGCUUUUUCUGGGUUAUGUUCUGCGAUCGGAGCUGCUGCUGUUUCUGCACCACUGUCGAACUCAGAGUAUGGGGGAACGGCUGGAUGAGGUCUGCAGCAUACAUCAAAACUCCAUCCUGGUAUCAGCUGACACUACAGUAGAGGAGGCCUACAGUGUACUGAGCAUAGCUGGAACUCACCCUUUAUUUGUGGCGGAUGGCGGAAAGCUGGUUGGACAAAUCACAUGGUCUGAGAUGCAGCAAAUCUUGGAAGGCUUGGCUAGGGAGAUCUGAGCAGCAUCAGCUUGGGAUCAGCACUUAAACUGACAUAAAUUCAUCUAUUUCGGAUUUGCAUUCAAUAAAGCUGGUGCCAGAUAAUGAUGCAACUUUUUCAUUCCCCGAGUUUAACAUUGUUUGCUCCUGAACAAAACGUAUUAACUGGUGACUAAGAUGAUAAAUAUUUAUCAAAGCUUUUCUACUUUUGUCUUUAAUUGUAAUUAAUGGUGUUGAAUCCAGAGAGGAGGGAAACUCUCAUUCAGUUAUUCAUACACUUUGACAUGAUAUUAAAAGUAGUGGGAAUGAACACACAGGUCUUCUUGGUAGGGUAUCUAAAAGCUGCCACAAAAAACAAGAAAUGAUAAUAUAUGUGCAAAUUUAUGCAGUGAAUUUUGUUCCAUUAUUGGUGCAAGCAAAGGACAUAUUUUGUGAAUGGACAUUUGAAAAUAAAAUGCAAUUAAGAAAUUAGCAUUCUGAAUA
Cyprinodon tularosa is the source of this 2562-nucleotide messenger RNA. RefSeq names its product chloride channel K (gene clcnk). The coding region runs from base 1 to 2100 and encodes 699 amino acids. Gene Ontology annotation, molecular function: voltage-gated chloride channel activity. Gene Ontology annotation, cellular component: membrane. The transcript has 20 exons. Gene Ontology annotation, biological process: chloride transport; transmembrane transport. Lineage: Eukaryota; Metazoa; Chordata; Actinopteri; Cyprinodontiformes; Cyprinodontidae. The record is from RefSeq and is a predicted model, not a curated record.